Mauremys reevesii (Reeves's turtle) is the source of this 2642-nucleotide messenger RNA. It is a transcript of the gene NET1, whose product is annotated as neuroepithelial cell transforming 1. Gene Ontology annotation, biological process: positive regulation of Rho protein signal transduction; intracellular signal transduction. Gene Ontology annotation, molecular function: guanyl-nucleotide exchange factor activity. NCBI's taxonomy places the organism in Eukaryota, Metazoa, Chordata, Testudines, Geoemydidae. Bases 87 to 2141 code for a protein of 684 amino acids. The transcript is spliced from 14 exons. The record is from RefSeq and is a predicted model, not a curated record.
GCCGCCAUUAGCCCGUGAGCUGAGGCGGCCCGGCCCGGCUAUCCCCCCUCCCCGCGCCCCGGGGCUGCCCGGAGCCAGGCCCGGGCAUGGAGAGCGGGCCCGGCCCGUGCGGGGACAAGCCCCCCCGGAGGAGACGGAGCAGGGCCAGCACCAGCGCCCGGGCCAACCGCUCCCCCGCGGCGGAGACAGAGACGACCCCGGGCGGGACGGGAUCGGCCUCGGCCUCCUCCUGCAGCCGGUGGAGUCCUGUGCACAGGCACACCCCAAAGGGAGUUCCAUGUGGGGACAGAGUUCCAGCUGCAAGGUUUCGCCGCAUUUGCCAGGGGAAGGAGUCACACAAUGAAAGUGACAUCGGUGAAAACAUGUUGACAUCCCUUCAUAUUCUCAUGCCUUCAGCGCUUUGGAAAUCACUUUGGAAUGGUUUGAAGGACAAGAAGAAAUCAGUGCGGUGCACCAUACUACAGCUUCAUGCACCGUACCGACUAUAUCCUCUGCGACGAGGCAGCUCUUUCACAUUUCUAACUCCUGGGCCCCAGUGGGACUUCACUCUGAAAAGGAAGCGGCGAGAGAAAGAUGAUGAUGUUGUCAGUCUCUGCAGCCUUGAUUUUAAGGAGCCAAGUAAUAAGCGGAUUCGGCCUCUAGCUCGGGUCACAUCCUUGGCGAACUUGAUCUCCCCUGUAAGAAAUGGUGCAGUCCGGCGUUUUGGUCAGACAAUACAGUCAUUUGCCCUCCGUAGUGACAGCAAAUCCCCCAGCUGUUCCCAGAAGUCAUGUAGCAGAUCUGCUGCUCCAACACCUCCUAAAAGAAGAAACAGUGUCCUUUGGUCAGAGAGGUUAGAUGUCAACAUGAAAGAGACUCUGAGCACCAAAGAAAUUAAACGCCAAGAGGCAAUAUAUGAACUGUCCAGAGGAGAACAGGAUUUAAUUGAGGAUCUUAAGCUUGCCAGAAAGGCUUAUCAUGACCCCAUGUUGAAACUGUCCAUCAUGGCGGAGGAGGAACUUACACACAUAUUUGGGGACUUGGAUUCUUAUAUUCCUCUGCAUGAAGACUUCUUGGCAAGGCUAAGAGAAGCAACAAGACCUGAUGGAACAGUGGAGCAGAUAGGGCCCAUACUUGUGAAAUGGUUACCAGGACUCGAUGCCUACAAAGGUUACUGCAGUAACCAAUUGGCAGCCAAAGCUCUUCUGGAUCAGAAGAAGCAAGACCGUAGAGUCCAGGACUUCCUUCAGCGCUGUCUUGAAUCCCCUUUCAGUCGCAAGCUAGACCUCUGGAGCUUCCUAGAUAUUCCUCGAAGUCGGCUGGUGAAAUAUCCACUGCUCUUAAAAGAAAUUCUUAAACAUACUCCUAAAGAUCAUGCUGAUGUCCAGAUUUUGGAAGAAGCAAUCUCUAUAAUCCAAGGAGUCCUGUCUGAUAUCAACUUGAAGAAGGGAGAAUCAGAAUGUCAGUAUUACAUCGACAAGCUGGAAUAUCUGGAUGAGAAGCAGAAGGACCCUAGAAUCGAAGCCAGCAAAGUGUUACUGUGCCAUGGGGAGCUGAAGAAUAAGAAUGGGCAUAAACUGUACGUUUUCCUCUUCCAAGACAUCCUGGUUUUAACUCGGCCAGUCACUCGUAAUGAGCGUCACUCUUACCAGGUGUACAGACAACCAAUCCCAGUUCAGGAGCUGGUGCUGGAGGAUCUGCAGGAUGGCGAUGUGAAAAUGGGAGGGUCCUUCAGAGGGGCUUUUGGCAAUUCAGAUAAAGCUAAAAAUAUCUUCAGAGUUCGAUUCCAAGACUCCUCCUCCGGCCAAUCCCACACACUGCAGGCCAAUGAUAUCUUCCACAAGCAGCAGUGGUUUAAUUGUAUCAGAACGGCCAUCGCACCCUUCCAGCGGACUGCUGCUCCAGCAGACCUGAAAGAAUUGCCCGAGCUCAGUGAAGAGUCUGAAGAGAACAACCCAUCUGCUUCCAACGUCAAAGUCCAGAGGAGGCAGUCCGCUAUGUCUGGUAUAGUUCAGAUGGAACUAGACGAAAACACAUCAGAGUGUGGAUCCAUUAUGGACACGGAGGAAGCCAAGAGCGUGAAAACGCACCGAACGCAAUCUGGGCACAAAAGAACAAGAGAGAAGCCGUUAAGCAGCAAACGGAAAGAAACAUUAGUGUAAAAGGAGCCCAGGGAUUUCCUAGCAGAAGGACUGUUUAUUUAUAAAUAAUGUGUACAUUUUUCUUCUUGUAACGUGAGCAUAAUGGGAUUACUCUGCUGAAAUAAAUGUAUUUGUUUAAUGGCAGCUACUGGUAUGCAGUUAACACUGUUGAGCUGGAGUCUGUUUUUUGAAGAAGAUAUGGCAACCUUGAUUCAGAUUUUUAGUGUGAAAUAAACAAUUCAAAAGUUCUUGUGCUUUUGACUGUUAUUUAAUGGCAGACUUGAGGAGUAGACUUCAGUUUUCCAAAGCAGUGUUAUGGUACCGUAUUUGAAACUGGAAAACAUCAAGUAAUCUGUAUUGGCGAUAAUGUAAAUCUGCUCCCUUGAGGGAAAUCCAGCAAGUUUCAGGCUAUGCACCAGUCACAACUUUUGGAUCAAUGUUGCAAAAGAACUUUUAAAUUAGAACUUAAAUCUGAGCAAUUUUGUAUCCUUAUCCUUAUGAGACGCAUGUUUUGCAGUGUUU